Messenger RNA from Helicoverpa armigera (cotton bollworm), 4387 nucleotides. It is a transcript of the gene Gclm, whose product is annotated as glutamate--cysteine ligase regulatory subunit. Gene Ontology annotation, biological process: glutathione biosynthetic process. The transcript has 6 exons. The record is from RefSeq and is a predicted model, not a curated record. Gene Ontology annotation, molecular function: glutamate-cysteine ligase catalytic subunit binding; enzyme regulator activity. Lineage: Eukaryota; Metazoa; Arthropoda; Insecta; Lepidoptera; Noctuidae. The coding region runs from base 408 to 1433 and encodes 341 amino acids. Gene Ontology annotation, cellular component: glutamate-cysteine ligase complex.
CUUUCCAUCACUUCUGACAUUUGUCUCAUAAUAAAAUAAUUGCGAAAUAUGAAAAUUCCGUAAAAUUCUAGUUUUAUCCGUCUCGAUAAUCCAUUCCGUACAUACUUCCACCUACAAAUUUCCCGCUAAAAUGUUAUCUUAACCGCACUGAGAUAUUUCGUCAUACUUUGCAAUACGUCAUAGAUACAACUUCUCCAGCUGAUUGUGUAUAAAAUUAUGAGUUUCCGCGUGCAAGGCCAGUAUUCAGUCGUUCAUAGUUGCCGAUAGCCGUCGGCUGCGCAUUCGUAAUUCAAAUACUGCGCUUGAAGUAUUUUUUGUGUGUGUAAUAUUGGCCGGUAACCUUGGUUGUGAGUGAGGCCGCGAGUACCUACCUAGCACAAUUAAAAAAGUUAAUCUAGUUGGUCACGAUGUUGAAGAGUGCGUCUAAAGUGACAAUAAAUACGGGCAAUGUGCUGAACUUGAUCGAUAUCAAGAAGAAGGCUGGACAAAAUGUAACCGAAGAGCUUUCAGAGAGCAUCAAGCUGACACUCUCAGAAUGGGGCACUCAGAAUGGUCUACCCGUCCAAAACGGUGUUGGCCCCACUGGGGGUCACCCACAGACUUCUCACCACCAUUCUGACUAUAUGGUAGUGUCAGCAUCCACUGCUGACAAAGCAGAGGCUGUCAUCAACAUCACCAGACCCCAUGAUGACGUCAAAAACAAAAUGGCGGAAGAGGAACGCAAGAAUUUGAAAAUUGGUGUCAAGAUUUUCAUUAAUGAAGACAGUACGACUGCUUUGACGGAGUGCUUGGAGAAUGUAUUCGGCGCCCUACACACAGCGUACAUAGACAACGUGAUUCUAGCGUACAACCCGGACAUCCUGCAUCGUGAUGAAGCUAGCGAUGAUACCAACCUCAAGAACACACACGCUACUAAAGCCUCGCCUAUUUCUUUGGGGAGUAAUGUGCGCAUGUCGAGCACGGAGGUGGAGGCCGACAACGAGGCGGACGCGCGCAAGUGCGAGGCGAUACUGCCCGGCAUCAAGAUCCUGUGGGGAGUGCUCGAAGAUUACGUUAAAGAAGGUCGCGUCCAACAGUUAGGUGUAGCAGACGUAGGCGGUGGUUGCCUGCGCAAGCUUCACGCAUGGGCUCGAGUACGCCCCGCUAUAGCUCAGAUCAACCUAGCUUCGUGCUGCGUGGUGCCGCCCGCGCUGCACGCCUUCUGCCGCGCUAAUGACGUGCAGCUGCUGACGCAUGCUGACCCGCCUGAUCUACUCUCAAUCGCUGCCGUAAAGACGCUCUCAGACGCUGGGGUCGGUUGUAACAACUUAGACUGGUGUGCUCGCUACCAAGUCCACAUCAAAUGUAGGGGAGUUCUAGCUCUUAAGGGCUACGUAUGUAAGGCCACCAUCGGCAACAAAUCAGAAAAAAUAGAUAAGAUAGAAAACAUAUAAACAUAGGUAGGUGUGAACAACAUUUGUGUUAAUAUUAAGCUAUUUAUUUAAGCAUUUUCAUGUUGCGCGAAUGUGGCGCCACUGUUGCUCUACAGUUUUAGUGGCGCUGGUAUGCAGAUUUAUUCCCUUUUUUCCAAAUUAAAUUUAAUACAAAAUUGUAUUUAAAAAACCUUCGAGAGCCCCCAUGAAUUUGUACACACUAGCAGGUCAACCUACCGUAAUCUUACAUAUUUUAUCAAUCGAACAUCAACCUUCAACUAUUGUGAUAAGGUCGAAAAUCACUUUAAGUAGGUUGACUUGCUGUUGUCUGGACAUUCGCAAAUACUUAUGAAAACUAAUUACACAUGUUAAUAAAAUAAUAUAAAAGUUAUGGGAUGGCAGGGAGGGAGUUUGGACUUUUAAGUUUCUGAAAUGAUACAAAUUCCUCUUUAUAAGAAAGGUGCGGAUUCUGAAUGGACUCAAAAUAUAUUUAGAAAAUAUCCAAAUCAACAAUUAUUUAAAUAGAAAAUUUCAGUGCAACCUUUUUUGAACAUUAAUUUCAGUAUUUGUUUUUUGGUAUUUUUUAAAAUUCGUUACUAGCAACACUCCCAGUUUACAAUUUGGUAGAUUGUUUCUCAAAAAAUAAGUGAUUUUUCUAAUGGUGCAAUAGAAUUUGUUGGUCUUAAAAUGCAAAUAAAUACUUAUCAUUUGAGAAACAUUCGAUUACCAGUGCAUUUUAGAUAAAUAGGCUCAUUUUAUGGCUUAAAUUGUGAUAUAGUUCGAUAUACUAUUAAAGCAUACUAUCGUAUGUACUUAUAAUUGUUACUUACACUUUUCUUAGACACUGCAAACAUAAACUUCACUUGAAAGCUACUAUUUAAAAUACAGAAUAUUGAUUUUAAGACUGUUCUGUAAAUCGGUAUUUUCAUGUCGAUAUUAUCGAUAAAAUUUUCAUCUAAAAUAUCGAUAGCCUCUUAUAUUGUGCCAUUAUUUCUAUCUUUGAAGGUAUUACAUCAAAUCGAGGUUUGUUUUUAUCGAUAACAUGAUUAUUAAAGUAUCGAUUUAAUUGUACCCUUUGACUAUCGUUAUCAGUGUCUAUGAAAAACAAUAUUAUAGUUGGUGCACAAGCUAGGUUAUGUGGUUAUUUCAAUACAAUUAUUUUAAUGAUUAAUAUAUGUCAACUUGUCUAUAUUACGCAAUAGAAAUAGGUAUAUUCUGAUUUCAAUAAAACCUAUCAAAACUAUAUCGUUAUUUUAAAAUCACUUUUAACUAAAAUAAUUUUGCAAAUCGUUCCAGCCGUCUUUGAGUAAUCGGUUUACAUAAAGAUCCCAAAACUCCACCUUUUUGGGAAGUCGGUUAAAAUGGGCUGUGAAAAACUCAUAUAUUUGCGUUAAUUACAUUAUAGAUGAGUAUAUACAAGUUGACAUAUAUUCUAUAUUAAAUAGUUACCUUAUAAAAUUGUUGUUUAAUACAAUGAAAUGGUACUUCGCAGUUUUGUGAUAAGAAUUAUUGUUAGAAUCCAUUUUGUAGGCAAGAAAAGUUUUAACGCCUGGACAUUUGGUUAGAGCAAUAUUUCAUAUUUACAGCAAAGUCAAUUCAAUUUAACUAUAAUUAUUUGAUUUUUAUUUUUAUUAUAGGCGAAAUGGUUGCAAAGAGAACGUCUUUUUUGAAUUGAAUGACUACAUUUUUUUUAAAUUAAAGUAUUGCAAAGUCCACAUAAUUAAUUUCACAAUACAUUUUCGGGGUCAUGAUUACCAUCAUACCAAGGAUGGAUGACCAAACUAUUGUUUUUUUUUUGCUAUAGGUGCUACUUUUCUUGCCUAUAAAAAUGCUGUUUUUAUACAGAAUGUUACAAAACCGUAAGAGGGUAGAUAAUCUAACGGGCAGUUUUGUAACAUCCUGUACAAUAUAUUAUUAUAGUAUUUCGAUGCAGUUAACCAUAGUUAUAUUUUAUCAUUUAAACAGGUUAUAAAUAAAAUUGAAUGUAUGCAUGUACGGUCAGGAUAAUUUUAUGCGGAUCGUACUUAGGAUUUGUAAUCUCAUUUUACACUUAAUUUUAUUGGUUACUUACAGCCAGUUUCUUCAUCAAAAGUAAAAAUCAAAGUAAUGUCUAAAGUAAAAGUAACGGUCAAAUUCGCUUUUUCUAUUAGUUUUGCUGUCACUUUAGCCUUGAAAAAACGAAUUUGACCGUUACUUUUACUUUAUGACAUUACUUUGGCUUUUACUUUUGAUGAAGAACCUGGCUGUUAAUUUUGAAAAUUCAUCAGUUAAAGUAAAGGCGAGUUGCACUAUGUAAUUUUGAUAAUAACCAAACCUUAACCAGCCGUUAGAUCGGCGAUUUUAAACAAAUGGGUGGUUUCGUUUACGUUAUAGAGUGCAAUCCACACUUAUUAUAUUCAAAUUAUAAUUAUUUACGGUUAAAAAAGAUUCGUUACUUAAUUUUUGAGUCGCGCUUAAGUCCAUUUUUAACUGGAUAUAAAAUUUUAUCUAUGCGCCUAUCCUAUCAGUAGCGUUGCAUUUUCAAAAUAGAUGGUGUCUAAUAAAUUAAUACUGCCUUCAUUAAUAGUAAAAUAAUUGUACAAUCAUAAUAUCAUAAACCCAGUAAUAGUGAGAUAUAAUGUAAAAAAUUGUUACUAUUGACAUCUUGACAUAUUUUUACUAUAGCAACAUUCCGACGCAAACGCCCCCAAAAAGGUUGUAACACAUCAAAAUGGCGCCUGACGUAUAGUUUUUUUUUCAUGAUUAACAAACAAUAUUACACGUACAAAGUAUGCCCCUUUAAAAUAUAAUAUUACGAUAUAUUAAAUAUAUUUAAAUAAGUUAUUCAUACAUAGGUGCCUCAUACUUAAAAUUAAGAUGUUCUAUGUGACCUUAAAAAUGCUUAAAAAAGUGUAAAAAUGUUUAUAAUACAUUCAAAAAUGUAUCAUGUAAGAUGAAACCCGAAUUGUUUUAAAAUUAAAGUAUUUAUUGAAUAA